AUGCAUGUCAACAAUUGUGCGUUCCCUGACCUCGCCUCCGUGGCUCAAAAAUACGCCGCCUACCUAGGGAAUGUGACACCUGCAAAAGUCGAGAGGGAUUUCGAGCGAGUCAACGCCAAUGUACUCGCUGAGCAGGUACGCGCGUUGUGUGACAUGUCCAUGGAGCAACAGGUGCGGGAGUACCUAAACCAUUGCAGUCAAGUACAGGUGCCCCUGGUGCCGCCGCUGGUGCCUCAGCUGGUACCCGCGUUGCCACCGGUACCGAAUCUGCCUCUAACGCAGCCUCCUCAGGCUUCGCCUUCUCCACACCAAGGCGAAGUGUCACCGAGUUUAGCUCCUCCAAACAUUGUCCCGCACCCGCACCAGGGGCAGUCAGUCGCGGCCUCUCCCGGCCAACAGAACAGGCACACUCCUCCCGCAGGAAGCCAUCACCAACAACAACAACAGCAGCAGCAGCAACAACAACAGCAACAACAACAGCAGCAACAACAACAACAAGCAGUCAAUAGCGGAUUCGGUGUAGAGCGACAGGGUGGCGGCACGUCGUCGGCCGGAACUCCUUCUUCUCAAGGGGGCCCGAGCCGACAGAGUCCCCAUACCUCAUCGCAGGGCGGUCCACCUCAGGCGUUGAGUCAACAGAACCCAAGCAGAGUUCUAUCGAGGAACGCCAACGGAACAAUCGCGAUGACGUCUCAGCCAUCGAAUGAAUCCGAGCUGCAGCUGUACAGGGUUCUUCAACGGGCAAAUCUUCUUGCGUACUUUGACACCUUCAUAUGCCAAGGAGGGGACGACGUACAGCAGCUAUGCGAGGCCGGAGAAGAGGAAUUCCUCGAGAUCAUGGCCCUGGUCGGCAUGGCUUCAAAGCCCCUUCACGUUAGGAGGUUGCAGAAGGCUCUACAGGAAUGGGUUCAGAAUCCAGCCAUGUUUCAGAGUCCACUAGUUCCCGGAAGUUCAGGAACCGGGAAUCCUGUGGUAACCCCGUCAAGCGGCGGUUUACCCCGGGGCCACCUCAGUACCCCCCAAGCGGGGGGUUCACAGAGCGGCCCCGGUUUGAGGCCACCAUCCCAAAUCAUAAAUCCUUCGGCUUCAACCACUUCAGGGCUGCUUCCACCCAAGCAAGCUUCGUCCAGUUUACAAGUCAAUCAGCAACAGAAGCAGAAAUCUCUCGACUCCAGCAAUCAGGCGCUCGCACCGUAUCCGUUCGCACUACAGCAGAACGGCGGUCGAAUCUCACCACCGUCUCCAUCAGGGAUCCUCUUGAAUCAAGCCUCACUUGACGACGCUCAAAUGAGCAAAAUUGGUGAAGCCGCUGAAAUUCUCGUCAGAUCCAUUCUUCCAACGCUGUCUCCGUACGACAUAAAGAACAUGAAGAAGCGAAUUCCGAAAGAAAUGGAGUUCGUUUUGACGAUGUGCGAGGACGAUCCACGCCGGAUGGAGGAGAUCCGAAAGUUUUCGGCAAUCUAUGCGCCCACGAGCAACAAGCGUAAAUCAACCUCGGCCGAUAAGGCUCUUCUACUCCAGGAGGUUGCCAUCAACGAGGCGGCAGCCCAAAUUUGUCGCCACAUCCCAGCGCUAUUAAGCCGAAAAGACGAACUCUUUCCACUCGCCAGACAGGUCGUACGCGACUGUGGAUACCAAUUCGCGAAGACAGACGAGUGCCCUUCACCCGCGCAAGCGACGGCGUCGAAGCGGGCCCGUGUUCAGGAACUCGGGUUCCCGGCAGCCGACAAGGCGCAGGUGGAGGAUGAGAGGCGUAAGAGACAGGAGCGACUGGAGCACAUCAAUGAACAACUCAGAUCCCUGGGACGACAACAGGAGGAUCUGAAGUUACGCUUAUCGCAAGUUCGUGACGUUUCGCUUGCGGCGGGAAUUCAACAGCAAUUGGAGCAGAUCUCGCAACAGCAAAUGCAAUUGCUUAAUGAUCAAAAUGACGUCUCUAAACAAAUCAAACGAAUUGAAAAGUUCAUGAACAGUCCGAAAUUCGCGACAAUCGCGGCAGCUGCGGCCGUUGCGUCGAGCGGAGGGAUGUCGAUAGAAACUAAAACCGAUACUGAGGACACCGACUCGCAACUGAGUGCGCAUUCGUAUUCUAACAAUUCGUCCCCUCCGACCGCGCACGUACCUCUCGAGCUUUCCGGACAUAGGGCAGAAUCGCCUACGGACGACUGGAACAAUAGACAGAAGAAGACGAGUCAGCAGAUCACUAAGCAGAUUGUGCAAGAAACCCUGAUGGAUGAAGGACUCCGGGUGAUCAAGGAGCUGGCAAACCAGAUCCGGGGCUGCGCCGAAACUACUGAAACCGAAGUCGGUCUGCCCGCGGUUGCGACAUUGGGCUCGUCCCCGUCGCCUAUGAUGCCACUCUCUCUCACUUGUGGAAAUAAAGCCGAAGGAGCUGGUACGGGAAGGCCUAGAGGUAGGCCGCCCCGCUUGGACAGAGGGGAUUUCGUUGGCACUUCGCGAACCAUUUCUGGCUCUUCGUCAGCAACACCCCCACCGACACAAGCAACAACACCGACUUCUGCCUCUCCCCUCAACAUGUCCCGAGGAAAUUCGAAUUCACCCAAUCCGUCGAUGACGGAUCUAUCGAGCAACGAUAAGCCGACCAACCUCGUCGCGCUCUCAGCAGCGUCCACUACGACGUCGUCCGUAUCGCCGUCAUCUUUAUUAUCAGCAGCAGCAAAUUCUGCCUCCAACGAUAACAACAUCAAUAAUUCGUCCUCCAAUGGACACCACAAAGUCAACGUCGCCGGUAGGCGCUGUUGUUCGAGAGAGGAGAUGAGAGCAUGUUUAGAAAGGGGCGCGAUGCGCCAUCACAACAGACACAAUAUUUUCAACAACUCAUAUUCGUUUCCAGGUUCGAAUGACGACAGCGGCGAGAACAGUCUGAAAGCAUUGUUGGCACUUUCACAGAAAGGAAUGCUGAAACAGGAGCCGGGAUCCCCGGCGACUUCACCGACCCAACAAGGCAUCAAGAUCUGAGGAAACGCUCCUCUCUGCGCUGCUGUGAACUACAAUUUAUCGAGCGAAUUCCUCGGUUUCUAGGAAAUACCGACACCGGAAGCGAUGAGCCCUUAAUUGUACCAGGUGUAUGCAAUCCGAUUUUGGGGCAUAAUACGUACGGGAACUCCUCCGGAAGAAGACCGAGGAAGGAUAUAUAGAAGUUUUCACGCGAAGGUAUUCGCGUGAACGAUGGAAUCCCUCGGAAGGAUAAGAAGACCCGGGAAGAAAUGGGGCAGGCGUAACUCAAACUUUCGCCUGAUGGUAGACAGAUCAGUUUGAGGAAUAAGGAUAAUACGCGGGGCGCUGAAGAGUGAGACGACGUUCCUGAUACGCGACCCUGUUGUAUACGAUGAUACUUAUAUUUAUUUAGGUAGGUGUUUGUAGAUGGCUCUGGGAGC
Messenger RNA from Galendromus occidentalis (western predatory mite), 3398 nucleotides. RefSeq names its product NGFI-A-binding protein homolog (gene nab). Lineage: Eukaryota; Metazoa; Arthropoda; Arachnida; Mesostigmata; Phytoseiidae. Gene Ontology annotation, biological process: negative regulation of DNA-templated transcription. Gene Ontology annotation, cellular component: nucleus. The record is from RefSeq and is a predicted model, not a curated record. Gene Ontology annotation, molecular function: transcription coregulator activity; transcription factor binding. Bases 1 to 2979 code for a protein of 992 amino acids. The transcript has 11 exons.